Messenger RNA from Ostreobium quekettii, 930 nucleotides. Lineage: Eukaryota; Viridiplantae; Chlorophyta; Ulvophyceae; Bryopsidales; Ostreobiaceae. The record is from the annotation of a GenBank genome assembly.
AUGGCGCCGCGAGUGGCGCUCAGCGACGAGGUGGCUGAGUCGUUGUCUCUGGGGCGGCCCGUAGUGGCGCUGGAGUCGACGAUCAUCACGCACGGGAUGCCCUACCCGCAGAACCUGGCCACCGCGCUGCAGGUUGAGGGUGUCAUUCGGAGCCAUGGCGCAGUGCCAGCUACCGUGGCUGUGGUGGGUGGCGUUCCAAAGGCGGGAUUGACAUCGAUCGAGCUGGAGGCCCUGGCAGCCAAGGGGACGUCCGUGCGCAAGGCAUCCAUGCGGGACCUGCCAAUCGUGAUGGCCAAGGGUUUGGAUGGAGCUACUACUGUGGCGGCGACGGCCUUCCUGGCAGCAGCCGCAGGGAUCCAUGUCUUUGUAACAGGCGGGAUCGGGGGUGUGCACCGAGGCGCGGAGUUGUCCAUGGACAUCUCGGCUGAUCUCAACGCCUUGGGACGCGUGCCGAUAAUGGUGGUGUGUGCCGGGGCGAAGUCCGUCCUGGACAUCCCGCGCACCCUGGAAUACCUUGAGACGCAGGCCGUGUGCGUGGCAGCCUACAGGUCAGACUACUUCCCCGCAUUCUUCACGCCCAGCAGCGGCUGCAAAGCGCCCGCGAGGGUGGACACGCCGCAGGAGGCCGCCGAGAUGAUGCACGCCUCUUUGAGGUUGAAGAUGGGGACUGGCAUUGUGCUGGGCGUGCCCAUUCCAGAGGAAAGCGCCGCGGCGGGCGAGCAGGUGGAGGAGGCCAUCCGCACCGCACUGCACGAGUGCGAUGCCCAGAAGGUGGAGGGCUGCGACGUGACGCCCUUCCUGCUGGAGCGCAUCCGCGAGCUCACCGGCGGCGCCUCCCUGGACGCCAACGUCGCCCUCGUCAAGCACAACGCCUCGGUCGGCGCUCAGGUGGCGGCCUGGCUAGCGCGCAUGUCCAUGGGGGAGGACUGA